Messenger RNA from Artibeus jamaicensis (Jamaican fruit-eating bat), 933 nucleotides. RefSeq names its product olfactory receptor 6C70-like. Lineage: Eukaryota; Metazoa; Chordata; Mammalia; Chiroptera; Phyllostomidae. Gene Ontology annotation, biological process: G protein-coupled receptor signaling pathway. Gene Ontology annotation, molecular function: G protein-coupled receptor activity; olfactory receptor activity. The record is from RefSeq and is a predicted model, not a curated record. Gene Ontology annotation, cellular component: membrane. The transcript is spliced from 2 exons. Bases 1 to 933 code for a protein of 310 amino acids.
AUGAAGAACCAUACAAAACAGAGAGAAUUUAUCCUUCUGGGACUGACAGAUAACCCUCAGUUACAGAUUGUAAUUUUUUUAUUUUUACUUCUGAAUUACUUGCUGAGCAUGAUAGGAAACUUAACCAUUAUUGCCCUCUCGCAAAUGGAUCCCCAUCUCAAGACCCCAAUGUAUUUCUUCCUCCAAAAUUUCUCUUUUCUGGAAAUAUCAUUCACAAGUGCUUGCAUCCCCAGAUUCCUAAACACCAUUGUAACCAAGGAAAAGACCAUUUCUUAUAGCGGUUGCAUAUCUCAGUUAUUUUUUUACUUUUUCUUGGGGGCUGCAGAGUUUUUCCUUUUGGCAGUUAUGUCCUAUGACCGCUAUGUUGCCAUCUGCAAACCUUUGCAUUACACAACCAUUAUGUGCAGCAGAGUUUGUCACCAGCUUGUACUCAGUUCUUGGGCAACUGGACUCUUGGUGAUUUUCCCACUAUUGAGUUUUAUUGUUAACCUGGAUUUCUGUGCUUCAAAUAUCAUUGACCAUUUCAUUUGUGACAUUUCUCCUGUCCUGCAACUUUCUUGCUCAGACACACAUUUACUAGAACUGAUUACGUUUUUCUUAGCUGUGAUAACCCUCCUUGUCACCUUGUUAGUAGUAAUCCUUUCUUACUCUUAUAUCAUCAAGACAAUCCUAAAAUUCCCCUCAGCUCAGCAAAAGAAAAAAGCCUUUUCUACCUGCUCUUCUCACAUGAUUGUUAUAACCAUCACUUAUGGAAGUUGUAUAUUCAUCUACAUAAAGCCAUCAGCAAAUGAAAGAAUCACUUUAAGUAAAGGAGUAGCUGUCCUUAAUACUUCAAUUGCUCCUUUGUUGAACCCAUUCAUUUAUACUCUAAGAAACCAGCAAGUUAAACAAGCCUUCAAAAAUGUAUUUAGAAAGUUCUGUUCUUCAGAGUGA